This is a messenger RNA of Anopheles coustani, 2844 nucleotides long. RefSeq names its product protein yellow. Gene Ontology annotation, cellular component: extracellular region. The transcript has 3 exons. Lineage: Eukaryota; Metazoa; Arthropoda; Insecta; Diptera; Culicidae. The record is from RefSeq and is a predicted model, not a curated record. The coding region runs from base 857 to 2281 and encodes 474 amino acids.
CCGAGAGCAGAACGUAGCGCUUCGGGAACUUUGGAGAUCAACACGUGGCUGUGUCUGUGGUAGUGGUGGUCCUAGUAGUCCUUAAAUUUUCACGAUCAAGUUGUCGCUGCGGAAGACGUGUGCAUCACAGCGGCAUCCAGAGGUUGAAAGCUCACGGGCUGCAAAAGCGAAGGCUGGCCGUCACCGAUAGACCCCACCGACAGGCACGGAUAACUCGACGCGCUAAAGGCGCAGCCGGCAAAGAAUGCUAGAAGCUGGGCGCGGAGCGGAGCGAACGAGACGGGUCGGAACCGUGCUGUGAGCGAGCAGCAACCGCCUGAGCAGGUCGCUGCGUUGAAGGUUGGCCGCCUGGAGAACCGGACGGAUAUAGUGUGUGUGUGGGGGCGUACGUGGUGCGGGGGGUUGUUAGAGCGACACUACACACACCCGACAGAGUUCUAAGCCGGCACUAGGCCCGUGAACCGGACAAACCGAGUGCGUCAGUUGUGUUUCGCGGCUCGUGCGACCCGCAGGUUUAUUCCAAAUCGUCCAACUCGGUGCUUCGAUCCGUGUGCCAGUUCGUUCAUCGCGUCUCGCAUACACUCGCGUUUACUUGAGAUAGUAGAGAGCACGGUUUUUCAAGUGUCACGUUAGAGAUUGCCAGCCAAAUCGAAGUCGUCUAACGAAAGACGGGUGAACAAAGUAGUGGUACCCGGCCAUCCGAAAGUGAACGGGGAUAAAAUCCCUAAGUGACCUACACACCACCGGCGGCGGUGAGUUAGCGGCGUUAGUGAACACCGAGACCGUCGUUCCUUGCUGGUGAACGUGUCGUCGGGUCGAAAAAAAAACAAGUGUACAGCAGUAUUACCGCCGCAAAAUGGUCGGUGGUUGUAGUCGCGUGGCCUUGGUGCUUGCAGCCACCGUCAGCUGCUGUGUGCUGGUGAUUUUACCGCACCGGGCCCUUGCCAACGAUAACUUGCGCGUGGCCUAUCAAUGGAGCGAGAUCGAUUUCGAGUUCGCCAGCGCCGCCGACCGGCAGGAGGCCCUGGCGUCCAAGCGCUACAUCCCGGCGAACGUGAUACCGGUCGGGCUGGAGGUGUACAAAAAGCGUCUCUUUCUGACGCUGCCACGAUGGAAGGACGGCAUUCCUGCAUCACUAGCUUACAUCAAUCUCAACGAAACCACAACACAAUCGCCACGGCUACACCCAUACCCAAGCUGGAGUGCACACAGACGAAUCAGCGAAUCGGAGGCACCAGAAAUAGUGUCACCCUUCCGGAUACGGGCGGACCGUUGCGGACGCCUUUGGGUGCUCGACACCGGUGUCGAUGAACUGCUUGGCAACACCACGGUCAGCAGUCCAACGUCGCUGCUGGUGUACGAUCUGCACAACGAUAACCUGCUACGGCGGUACACCUUCCCAGCGGAUCACCUCAAAGAGAACUCAUUCUACGCGAACAUUGCCGUAGAGGACACGGUUUGCGAGGACACGUUCGCGUACGCAGCCGAUCUGGGCAGCCCCGGGUUGGUGGUGUACUCCUGGAAGCAGCAAGAGUCGUGGCGCGUCAAGCAUCACUACUUCCACCCAGAUCCGCUGGCCGGGAACUACAACAUCAGUGGUAUCAACUUCCAGUGGGAUGACGGGCUGUUCGGAAUCGCCCUGAAGCCUCAGCCAGACGGCUACUCCACGCUCUACUUCCACCCGCUCAGCUCGCUGAACGAAUUUUCAGUAUCGACGAAGGUGCUGCGCAACCAAACCUACGCCACGGACGCGGCGUCCAACUAUCACGAGUUCAAGGUGCUGGGAUCGCGCGGCCCGAACGGCCAGGCGGGCGUUGCCUUCGUUGACCAAAAGACGGGCGUCAUCUUCUACGCCCUGCCGAACCUGAACGCCGUCACAUGCUGGAAAACGUCCAACCGCGCGUACACGAUCAAAUCGCUCGGCCGUGUGUACAUGAGCACGGUGGACAUGGUGUUCCCGAACGACGUCAAAGUCGACGACGAAAGCAAUCUGUGGGUGCUGUCGGACCGCCUGCACCAGUACAUGUACGAGUCGCUCAACCGGAACGACACGAACUUCCGCGUUCUCACCGCAACCGUGAAGGAUGCGAUACAGAAUACAGCCUGCGACACCAACAUCAGGCCGCUGCCGGAUAUUAUCACCAACCUAGGCGAUAUCCUGCGACCUUCCACGAGCACCGUGGCACCGAAGAGCGGAUCGAGUGACGCAGUCAAACUGCAAUCGAUCUUCGGCGUGGCCACCGCUCUAGCGAUACUUGUAACAAUGCUAAGGUCGUACUAGAGCGAGUCCACCUAGGAUUUACGGCUCACAACUGGUUUGUGGGGCCAACCAGCAAUCAGGGACGCAAUUGGAAUCAUAUUCGCGUUCGUUCCGUGCAACGAUGACGCGACAUGUUAUUUGUUUAUCUUUGAAUUUUAAUCAGUAUUCAGCGGAAAGAAGAAGAAAAUAUGGGAACAUUUCACUACAAAGUGUAAUCUUUGCUAGCCCAAUGCAAGCGGUUUGUAAGCGUUAUAGAUUGUGUUCGGUCUUUUUCAUGCUUCGAUUAUUAAUUUUCAAAGCAGCAUCGCUGCUAGAAAAAAAAUUUACGAAAUCGUAGGAAGUGCAUUCCAUUUACACACUUGUACUACAAUAAAAUACUGCACAGCUGCUCGUGCGUUCGUUAUACAUUACACUACGCUUACACAUGGACCAGAGAAAAUACCGCUUGACAUCCACGGCCAUAACCGUUACAGAGUUUGCUAUUGGCUUGUGUACAGUUGUGUCAUAAUUGUUAAUUAUUAGUCAACGUACCAAAAUAAUUCUAGAAAUCAGAAGAAAAAAAUUUUAAUAAAUGGAAACUACUA